AUGACUACCUAUACGCUUUUGAAACUUGCUGAUGCGCCACAAGCAUCGAGUGAUAACAAUGAACCAGAACUAUGUUACCUUCUAAGCAAAUAUCUCAGAUUCCCAAACUUUGACCAGCAUCAGUGGUGGCAUAACACGGCACCAAUGCUAGGGAAGCUCCUGUCACAAUGCAAAUACAGCGUGCACCAGCAGUAUCAAUACUUGUGCCUCUACGGCUUACACAUCCUACCGUUUAUGGGGCCAUGGCCUGAUAUCGAGCGUCGUAGGCUCUACAAAAGUGUCUUCAGCGGCCUGGGGCCGCUGGAGUUUAGCCAGAACUUUACAAGGUUUGGCAAGACCGUUCGAAUCGGCUUUGAGCCGACAUCCUUCUCCGCUAGUACCGGUCACGAUGUAUGCAACAGGCAUGCGCUCGGCGAGGCCUUGAACCGCUUCGAGCAGCUGGGUAUGAAACUAGACUUGCAAUUAUAUCACCAGCUAGUGAGUCAGGUGUCCGUGACGGACGAAGAAGAAUAUAUACUUCAAGACCGAGGAAUACUGGAUGAUGAGCCGGCCAAAUCACAAAGCCUUCUGGCACUAGACUUCAACGGCAAUGACGUGAAGAUCAAGCUAUAUUUCUAUCCACAACUCAAAUCUUUAGCCACCGGUAUCUCUCGCGCGCAGUUGAUGUUCAGUGCAGUGCGCAAUGUGGAUAAAGCGGGUGCUUUCAGGGGGUCUAUGGACAUGAUCGAGGAAUACUUCGCCUCAGCCCCCGCUACUACAGCUCCAUACUGGGUAUCCUGUGAUCUCGUUGAGCCUCACAAAACUCGGUUCAAAUUCUACAUUGCACAGUUUCAAGUGAGCAUUGAGAAUGCCGUCAGCCUGUGGUCUCUUGGCGGUCAGGUAACAGAUCCCGAGACGAUGACAGGGCUUGCUAUGCUCCGCGAUCUAUGGAAUUCUCUCGAUAUCCGGGAUGGCCUGCGUGAACAGAAGAACCGACCUGGAAACCCAGGCGAUCCAUGCAAUGUUGUCCCAAUGCUGUUCAACUUGGAGAUAUUCCCUGACAAGGCUUAUCCACAGCCCAAGAUAUAUUUCCCCACUACUGGAAUGAACGAUAUGGCUGUCGCAAAGACCAUGGUUGAAUUCUUUAGACAACAUGGACUUCAUGAGCAUGCUCAAUCAUACAUUGACAAUUUGGCCUCAUAUGUGUAA
Messenger RNA from Aspergillus bombycis, 1188 nucleotides. RefSeq names its product putative dimethylallyl tryptophan synthase. The transcript has a single exon. Lineage: Eukaryota; Fungi; Ascomycota; Eurotiomycetes; Eurotiales; Aspergillaceae. Gene Ontology annotation, biological process: alkaloid metabolic process. The coding region runs from base 1 to 1188 and encodes 395 amino acids. Gene Ontology annotation, molecular function: transferase activity, transferring alkyl or aryl (other than methyl) groups. The record is from RefSeq and is a predicted model, not a curated record.